Molecule: messenger RNA, 1620 nt
Organism: Laccaria bicolor S238N-H82
Lineage: Eukaryota; Fungi; Basidiomycota; Agaricomycetes; Agaricales; Hydnangiaceae
Exons: 10
Coding region: 1-1620 (539 amino acids)
Source: RefSeq, a predicted model, not a curated record
AUGUCAUCCCCGGUCUCCGUGCAGCGCGUCGAGAAACCUACGGAGGAUGAGGUAAAUGCAUCCGUCGCCAUUUGUGUGGCACUCAUGGAGACAAGGGCAGACCCAGCAUUGAUGGACCCAAUGGUGCGCUGCACGCUCCGCGCUUGUGUUCAUUCAGGGGAGUUCUAUACGGCAACCGACAAGACGGGAGAGGUGAUUGGGUUUUCUUUAUGGAUGCCGCCCGGCCAGGAGCUCUUCAGCACCCCUGAGCAACGCAGCUUGGGCUUUACUGAUUUCAUGAACUCACUCCCCGAGAUUGGGAAACAGUAUUAUGCGACGACUUAUUUGGCCGAGUUUCCAGGAUUUGUAACGAGUGCUCUAAGCCCAACGGUAUUGACGAUGGCCGCUUUUGAACCGCUUGACUCGUGUCUGAUGCUAUCGCUUAGACGAAACUUGAUUCUUGGUGGUGCCAUCAGCUCAUGGUCAGAACCGAAUACCAACGCAAAGGCAAAGAGAAAUGGCGACACGCUUGCUCUGUCUACAACAAAUGAUGAUAACCACAAUCUUGAACACCUCACCAACCACGCAGAUGCGUCUGCCAGUGAGGUGAUUCGUUGUAAUCACAGGUCGAACAUUUCUUUUACAUCGAUCAACCUUCUUCAACUUCUACCACCGCCUGAACUCCUUGGACCCUUCUGUGUCGACGUGAUGCUGACCCCGACAUCAUCGUAUCUUCCCUCUUGUGAUGCGAAGAUGAGCAUCACGCAACCUCAAUCUAGAAUUCUUCUCACCAAUGUAAUGAUUCGCCUAAUUCGCUCAACUGUGGAGCAUGAGGCUUCAAGACCCAACGUGAAGUUCUCAAGACCCGUCGUUCAACCCAUUCCGCCGUUGAAAGUCGGUUGCUUUUCAAUCGUCAUUUGCAAUGGUUGCAAUUGUUGCGUGGCCUUCAUACCGCCAAAAAGAAUCUCUUUCAUACCGCCGAGAAGAAUCUCAAGUUACGCUUCUAGACGGCCGUCGGAAGAUGAGCUGGAAUUCCGAAAUCCUUACAUCGGCCUCAAUGAGCUUUCCUCAUCCGAGGAAGCACGGCCCUCGAAAUACGACAGGAUCGUUAACCUCCCUCGUCUUGCAGCACACGUCAGCUGGGUAGAACCAGACCUGGUGAUGCCUUUCGACGUUCAUCGAUGGCUGACGGACUUUGGAUAUGUUUCUCCACCCGAUCGUCAACUUCAGGUCUCGAGUGCGGUACACAGCAUAUUGCAAUUCGGUGUGAUGGAUUAUGGCAUGGAGCGCUGCAGUCUCGCCAUCCGCUUACCUUCCCGUGGAGAUGCGCUUCCACAUCCUUACUCCCUCAAGGACGUUGCGGACACCGUACGCCUUGAUGUGUGCGAACUGGACGCUAAACGUCCCCUGGAUGAACGGACUCUUACAUGGAAUAAUCGGCCCACUUGCAUACGCGACUUGGGGAUUCUUGACGCCAAGGUUGGAGGAGAGGUGCAGAUGGAUUCUUUCCCUUGCAAAUCAGGCGAUUUUCUAGCAUACGAAAUGUCCUGUGCUCCUGAAACCCCCGAUUGUGGAAUUGAAGUAUGGUCUAAUCAGAACGAGACUUGGGGAGCAUUCCUUUACCAGUAUCAAACGAUUUAA